Molecule: messenger RNA, 374 nt
Organism: Aspergillus aculeatinus CBS 121060
Lineage: Eukaryota; Fungi; Ascomycota; Eurotiomycetes; Eurotiales; Aspergillaceae
Exons: 1
Coding region: 118-309 (63 amino acids)
Source: RefSeq, a predicted model, not a curated record
GCUUGCUGUCGGGGGUUGGGGGUUAUGAUGGGGCUUCGUUCUUAUAACGCGCGGGUUGUUGCGGUUUGUUUGCGUUCAUGUGUUUGUAUUGUCGGGUGCAUUGUUGUGGAUCAAUAGAUGCUUGCGUGGGGUGGAUUUGGUUGUGUAGUUGUGAUAUGCCUGGUGUCUGAGGUUGCUUGGCUUGUGACGAGCAAGAUUCUGGUGGAUUGUGUUUUGAGCUCUACUAGAUGCUUUCUAUCCGGAUGUAGCAGGAUUAGUUCAAGGCUCUGGACGUAUCACGCGAUCCUCUAUAGGCUACUGACCAGUUGAUUCUGUCAGGACCCAUACUGAGGAUAGGCGUUUACGGAAGGUUAACAUCUAGGUGGAGUAGCUAC